Hypanus sabinus (Atlantic stingray) is the source of this 4263-nucleotide messenger RNA. Its product is annotated as protein-glutamine gamma-glutamyltransferase K-like. Gene Ontology annotation, molecular function: protein-glutamine gamma-glutamyltransferase activity. Gene Ontology annotation, biological process: peptide cross-linking. The record is from RefSeq and is a predicted model, not a curated record. NCBI's taxonomy places the organism in Eukaryota, Metazoa, Chordata, Chondrichthyes, Myliobatiformes, Dasyatidae.
CGGGGCGGUGACGAUCCUGCCCCACCCCACCACACCCUUCCAUCCCCGACCCAUUCAAAGUUCCCCUCCGUUACGCUUAAACAUGACGGGGCUCCCGCGUACCGCCCCGGGCGGCCCCUUUAAAUGGAGGCCUGCCGAGGUCCCAGCUGUCAUCUUGGUCACAGCUUCCCACCCUGGACCCGCUCCAGUCGUUACUGAGCCACGGGGUUCCGCAACCAGAGACAGCGGCCGCGGCCGCCCGCUUUACCGGGGAACCUCUUCAGGGACCGCCACCCGCGCCGAAAAAAGAAAAUCCGAAUUAUUCUCGCUCAGGGUGGAAUCUGUUCUUGUCGAAGCCUGUGCGCGGUCACAGCGUUGUAAUUAAUCUCUUAUCUCCCUCUCUCUCUGCAAAGCGGGGAUAUAGUUUAUUCCUGGAACCCUGCAUAGUUCUGCAAAGUUUGGAAAGCUCCCACCAUUCAGAAACGUUCUGUAAAGUUCACUACAGUUCGGUUUUGAAAGUUUUUAACAGUUCUGAAAAGUUCCCUAAAGUGAGAGUUCUGAAAGGAAAGUUCUAAACACUCUGAAAAAAGUGAAAAGUUUUGAAGAGUUGAGAAUAUUCUGAUAAAAAAAGUUACUUUUCAAAAGUUUCAAACGAAACUUUCCUUAGGAGAGUUGAGAGAGUGGAUUGAGGAGGGUAUUUCUGUAGACGGUUCUUUGGGGCUGAGGCCGGUGUUCGGAAGCUCGGGGCCCACCUUCUCCGUUUUUCGCCGAUGACUCGGGGCACCGAGGUGGGGAGGCGGCCGGAGGCGGCAAUCGGACCGGGCGGACCGGGGACAACGCCGAAGGCGCGGCUGGGACCCUGGCAACGAUGCCUGCGCUGUCUCAGCGGCUGCAGCCCGUGUCUCAAGAAAAGCAACGAGAACUACGAUAUGGGCAGGGACCGACAAGACGGAGCGUCGACAGCGGUGGAUGAAGGAGCAGUCCAGCAAGUCACCUGUCUGGACCUUCGGGCUGCAGUCAACAAGGAGAGUCACCACACCCAGGACUUUGACUAUGAGGAGCUGAUCAUUCGCCGGGGCUUCCCCUUCCAAAUGGGGGUGACCCUCAACAGCCCUUUUGACCCAGAAUCCGACCCCCUGCAGUUGGAGUUCAAGACUGGCAACAACCCCCAGCUGGCAAAGAGGACUCUGGUGGUGUUGACUCUGGGCAGCAAGCCGGAACCAGGGGAGUGGGCUCUGACAGUGACGGCGAUCAGCGAUGGGAACCACACCCUCGCCCUCACCGUCCACGUUCCCGCGGACUGUCCCAUCGGGCGAUACCGACUUUCCGUGUCCGGCAAGGGAGGACAGAAGCAGGAGGCUGCUCUCUACGUACUUUUCAACCCCUGGUGCACAGCGGACGUGGUGUACAUGGAGGGUGAGAAGGAGAAAGCAGAGUACGUCCUGAACGAGUCUGGACGAAUCUACUACGGGACCGAGGCGCAGAUCGGGGUCAGGACGUGGAACUUUGGACAGUUUACCUCGGGCAUCCUGGAAGCCUCCCUGAAGAUCCUGCAGAGAAGUCAGAUUCCAGUGGCGGGUUGGGGUAACGCAAUCAGUGUCGUACCGCACAGUCUCCGCCAUGGUGAGACGACGCGGGGGGUCCUGGUGGGGAACUGGUCGGGUGAUUACUCCGGUGGGACACCUCCCACCAGCUGGGUGGGAAGUGUGGAAAUCCUGCUCCAGUACCUCCACUCGGGACGUUCAGUAUGCUACGGCCAGUGCUGGGUCUUCUCGGGGGUCACAAACCACAGGUAUGGACCCCCUCCAACUUUGCUGAGAUGUCUGGGCAUCCCCGCCCGCCCAGUGACCAACUUCUCCUCGGCCCACGACACCGACGUCAGCCUCACCACCGACGUCUUCCUGGACGAGGACUUGAAGCCCCUCGAGGAGAUGAACUAUGACUCCAUCUGGAAUUUCCACGUCUGGAACGACUGCUGGAUGUCCCGGCCGGAUCUGCCAGCGGGACAUGGGGGCUGGCAAGCCGUUGACGCCACUCCCCAGGAGACCAGCUCAGGCAUUUACUGCUGCGGCCCAGCCUCACUGGAAGCCAUCCGCAAUGGGCUGGUCUACCUGACCUACGAUGCUCCUUUCAUCUUCGCUGAGGUAAACAGUGACAAAGUCUUCUGGCAAAGGCAGGCGAAUGGACAGUUCCAGAAGCUGCUGGUGCAACAGAAGGUGGUGGGUCACAAGAUCAGCACGAAGGCGGUGGGUUCCGAUGAGAGGGAGGACAUCACCCUCCUCUACAAGUAUAAAGAAGGUUCAGAUGAGGAGCGGAUUGCUGUGGAAACGGCCUGUCGCCACGGCAGCCGGCCCAACACUUAUGAGUGCGGGCGAGUGCGGGGCGAGGUGGGGGCCGAGGUGUCCGCUCCGGACGGCGUGGAGAUGGGCCAGGACUUUGCGUUGACUGUGAAGCUGAGCAACAGCAGCGAUGAGGCCCGCACCCUCCUGCUCUUCAUCCAGGCGGCCGUCAUGUUCUACACCGGCGUCUGCCGGGCGCCGUUCCACAGGGACCGCCGCGAAUUCCUGCUGGAGCCCAACCAGGAGAUGGAGGUGAAGCUGGAUUUCAGACAGGACGAGUACCUGGAGCAGCUGGUGGACCAGGCGGCCAUGAUGUUCACAGUCACCGGGAGAGUCCGUGAGACGGGAGAGCCCAUUGUCCACCAGCUCAACUUCCGGCUCCGGACCCCCGACCUGGUCGUCACCCCGCUGGGUGAGGCCGUGGUGGGGAAGGCGAUGAAGGUGGAGGUGCGUCUAAAGAACCCCCUGCCCAUCCCCCUCUCCGGGGUGGUCCUACGGUUCGAGGGGGCUGGCCUCCAAGGUCCGAAGGCCUACAAAGUCGGGAGCGUGCCCCGGCAGGGGACGGUGACAGUGACGGAGACCCUCUUGCCCUGCCGGCCGGGCCAUCGGAAGUUGGUCUGCAGCCUGGAUUCACCGCAGCUGACUCAGGUGCACGGCGUGGCCGAGCUCGAGGUCCGGGAAGCCUGAGGAGGAGAGGGGCGCGUGUAGGACUGGGAAGGGUCCCGGCCGCAGCAGUGCGGGGCCAGGAGCCCGAGAGACGUACGGCCGGCACCCUGCGAUGUGACUGCGUCCGGAAGCACUUUUCAAGGGUGGGGCCCGUGCAGCUCGACUGCCCUACCCCCACCUCCCCCCUCCCACAUAUCCGGGCUUCAGCCCGAAUUUCAGUGUCUGACUAGUGUUUAGCUGUCCGGUCCGUGAGUACCUGUCUCUUUGUGCAGUUGCUCAGGACCGGUUGUUUUGUCCGCGGAUUUUCCAAUAAAAUCGAUUCAGCAAGUUCAGAUGUUGUAUUGUGUUCUGUCUCAGUUUCCCCACUUGCAGACCCAGUCAGUCCGCAGUCUCCAUCAGCCCCCUGCUCGACUCACUUUACACCCGUGACCGUGUGGCCAAGCACAGCUCCAGUGCCAUAUCCCAGUUUGCUGACGACACACUGUCAUAGGACAAGUCAAAGGUGGUGACGGAUCAGCCUACAGGAGGGAGAUUCAAAGUCUGGCUGAGUGGUGUCAAAACAACAACCCCUCACUCAGUGUCCGCAAGACUGGCGGAAACCAGCGGUCCAUCAGCCGGUCCUCAUUGGUGGACCAGAGUGAGAGGAUCGUUACUGUUCAGAGGACCUGUCCGGGCCCAGCAUGUAACAACAAUUACAGAAAAACACAGCUGUGUCUCUUAAAGGUUUGUAAAGAUUCGGCAUGACAUCUAAAACUUUGACAAACUUCCAUAGACGUGUGGAGAGUAUAUUGACUGGCUGCAUCACAGCCUGGUAUGGAAACACCAAUGUCCUUGAACAGAAAAUCAUGCAAAAAGUAGUGGAUAGGGCCUACUCCGUCACAGGUAAAGCCCUCCCUACCAACAUGGAGCAUUCUGUCAGGAAAGCAGCAUCUGCCAUCAGGGACCCCCACUGCCCAGGUCAGGCUCUCUUCUCACUGCUGCCAUCAGGAAGAAGGCACAGGAGCCUCAGGACUCACACCACCAGGUUCAGGAACAGUUAUUACCCCUCAACCAUCAGGGGAUAACUUCACUCAACUUCAUUGAAAUGUUCCCAGAACCAAUGGACUCACUUUCAAGGACUCUUCAUCUCAUGAUCUCGAUAUUUAUUGUUUCUUUAUUAACUAUUAUUAUUUCCUCUGUAUAUAUUUGCAGUUUGUUGUUUUUUGCUCACUGCUUGAACACCAAAGUUGGUUCGGUCUUUCAUUGAUUCCAUUAUGAUUAUUAUUCUAUUAUAGAUUAU